CUUUUUAAGAAUCAGAAGAGAGAGAGAGAGAGAGAGAAACAGACAGAUAGAGAUAUUGAGAGAGAGAGAGAGUUGGCCCAGCAGCGGAUCGACGACGAUGACGAUGACGAUGAAGACGAUGAUGAUCUGAUUCUCUCUCCUUUUUUAUAGCUUCCUCUCUCUCUAUCUAUCUCUCCCAUGGCGUUUCGACUCUAUCCCACACUUGAGAUUUUUUCUCUCUCUUUCGCUGCUCCUUAUUUUUAGUAUUAUCUCACAGAGAAAAAACACUUUUAUAAUAUAUAUUUUUUCUCAUUUGUAUAAUUUUUUUUUUUUAUUGUCGCCGAUUUGGGAGUGAGUGUAAAGAUCCUUCUCUCUCUCUCUCUCCCUUCUAAUCGAAUGAGCGAUUAGAGAAGAUUUGUGUGUGUCUCUCUCUCUCUCUCACAGAUGAAUUAGGUUUGAAGCAUUUGACUGAAAUCGAUCUCACCUUCUUUACUGUUCAUUUCAUCGAAUGGGAGAAACAGUUCAUUGUGAAAGCUUCUUACCCUCAAUGAGGGAUUUAAGUGAAGAUUCAAACAGUUGUAGCUAUUCUAUGCUUUUUGCUGGAGAUAAAAACUUGCCUUAUGGUGCUGGUGGGAACUACCAUCAUAGUGUCUCUGCGAGAGCUGCAACGGAUCCUUCUUACUCUGAUUUCUUGAAACAGACCAUGCUUCAACACGAGGCCGUUUUCAAGACUCAGGUUUUUGAGCUUCAUCGUUUGUAUAGAACACAGAAGAGUUUGAUGGAUGAAGUAAAGGGAAAAAGUUUUAUUGAGCCUACACCCGAAAGUGCGAUUAAACGAGAGCUUCCUGGAUUUCUUUUAGGGAAUUCCAUGUGUGAUGAAGGAAGCAGCUCUCAAGUUUGCAAUGCUCCUUUGCUAAAUGGGAUUAGUUCAAAGGACCAUGAGGAGGUGGCUGAGGUUAGACCUGUCAAGGUUAGAAGAACAAUGAUUGAUCUUCAACUCCCUCCUUAUGAGCAGUCGAAAACAGAUGAACAAGUUGAAGAAAAGCUCUUCUUCGAAAGAGGGACUGCUUCUCAUCUGAACGAUUCUUCUGGAUCUUCUUUGUUAAUGAAGAAUCGAAAUGGGCUAACUGACUUGAACGAGCCAGUCCAAUGCCAAGAAGAAUCAGUACCUGUUUCUACUUCCAGGGACUUAUAUUCUUCUCUUUACGGAAGAAACAUUAAGCAUGUGCAAGGCCAGUGGAUGGAUAAAAAUACAAGUCAAUAUGGUUGGAUGGUUCUUGAAGCUGGUCAUGGAAAAAGCUUUCCAAAUGACAAGUUAUGUUUGCCUUCCCAUUCGGGACAAGGUGUUUCAAACAGUGCAUUUCAACCUCUGGGCUAUCCUUCAACUGAUCAGCGGAAGUUAUCGGGGGAAUGUGCAUCAUCUGAAUGGGAAGCUCGUCAAAGGAACCCUGAAGUCUCCUACAAUAGCUAUGUGGAAUCAAGUGUGGCAUCAAAUGUUCCAAGCUCGAAUCAUGGCUACCACCCUGAAUCAGUCAGACCUUGGAGCCAUUGGAUUUCAUCAUGGGAGAACCGAAGUAGUAGCUCAGUUCAGAAACCCAUGCCACUCCAAACGAAUCCAUUCUUGAAUUUUAAUGCACAACCAAGAGCAGAUUCGAGUUCUGAGCCGAGAAGAAACGGGCUUUACCAAGGCUUCUCUUCAGGAUUGAAGGAAACUGCCUAUAAUUUUCCAUCAGGAAAUUCUAACUAUCUUAACAACGGCCCAAAAGGUGCAGUUACAAAUGGUUCUUUCAGUGAGGUUUUGAAGCAUCAGAGUCUUGAAAACCUUCAAGGACCAAAAAAGCAGGAGUGCUCUGCUGGGUUUCCCUGGAUAAAACCUAAGCCCCCUAAUAAAAAUGGAAUCACCAAUGGGGGCUUGGAUUUGAAUGCUUCUGCAAAUGAAUUCAUGGAUGGAAGUGAGGAGAAUGACAACUUGAAUAAUGUAUAUCCUAACAAUGGUUUGAGGUCUGUUUCAUGUUCAACUGACGCCAACUUGGGACAUGUUCAAAUGGCUGAUUCACAGAGUAUUAGAAAGAUAUUUGGGUGCCCGAUCCCUCAGAAGCAUUCUAUUUGUGAGGAGCACCCUUCCCUUUUUCCUUCUUCUGUCUCUAUCACCAAUCAACCCAAGAAAGUUAACACCUUGGUGAAGAGAAACCUCGAUAUCAACCUGCCAUGUGAAGCCUCAGUUUCUGAAGCUAUUGUCGUAGACAAUGGAAAAGGUAAAAAAGCUGCCACUUACAGGCAGCACAUUGACUUGAAUUUCUGUGCUAACGAGGAUGAAGAUUCCAGCUUAUGUUCUAAUCCAAGAGCGGAAACAAGAGCAACUUUUUUGAUAGACUUGGAAGCUCCCCCAAAUCUUGAGAGUGAAGAAGGAGGGGAGAAAAUUCCAGAGAAAAGAGGUGAAGACACUUGGGUAUCGGAAGCUGGAGAUUCAGUGGAUGAAUUCAUUAAGGCAGCAGCAGAAGCUAUAGUUACCAUCUCACUGUCUCCCCAUUGGCGCAAUACUGAUGACGCUGCUUCCUCUUCGACCGAUGCAGUUGCCAAGGACCCGCUCUCUUGGUUUGUGAACACAAUAGCUUCUUGUGGCAAUGAUUUAGAGAAAAAGAUUGCCUGUUUGGAAACCAGAGAUUGUGAAGGCUGCCCUGAAGAAUGUUCUUCAGGGGAGUUUGAUUAUUUCGAGUCAAUGACUCUGAACUUACCCCAGACCAAAGAAGAAGACUACAUGCCAAAGCCUUUAGUCCCAGAAUAUCUGAAAUUCGAUGAGAACGGUUCUACGGGUAUCACAGCUAACCGGCCAAGAAGAGGACAAGCAAGACGAGGAAGACCAAGGCGGGAUUUCCAAAGGGAUGUUCUCCCAGGCCUUUCUUCUCUAUCCAGGCUUGAAGUAACCGAAGAUCUUCAGAUGUUUGGAGGACUUAUGAAAGCCACAUGCUACAAUUGGAACUCAGGAGUGGCCCGAAGGAGCUCAAACCGAGGAAGAAAACGACUGGUCAACAACAUUGACAGAGCUCCGGUUUGCUCGUCUUUGGCACAGCCAGUUAGUAACAACAGUGUACAAAUGGUGGGAUUGGAAGAUAGGAGCCUUACAGGAUGGGGAAAUGCGACUAGAAGGCCAAGAAGACAAAGAUGCCCUGCAGGUACUCCCCCAACUGUGAUCCUAACGUAAAGUUUUUUCAUGAAAUAAAUCCGAUUUUCACGGUUUGAGGAACGUUGUAGAGGGAACAAAACCAGAGAAAGUAACAAUGGACAAAAACUGAUUCAGCGAACGAUGUCUUUUUAUUUUCAAUCACCCCAUGUUUAUGGGUGUUGGUUGCCCUUUGUAUAUCUUAUCUUCUCUUAGAAGGGCCAAAGAAAAGACAAACAUGAUUGAUUUGUAUUAGGCUGGUCGGUUAUUACAAAAUUUGCAUCUGUUUUCUA
Messenger RNA from Capsella rubella, 3432 nucleotides. RefSeq lists its product as uncharacterized. The record is from RefSeq and is a predicted model, not a curated record. NCBI's taxonomy places the organism in Eukaryota, Viridiplantae, Streptophyta, Magnoliopsida, Brassicales, Brassicaceae. The transcript has 5 exons. Bases 488 to 3181 code for a protein of 897 amino acids.